AAUUCGAUUUGGUCGUCUACAAAUGGAUCGUCGUAGUUCGACUUCAUCAAUCAAUGGUCGUCAAAAGCAAUCAUCAUCAUCUUUGUUGAAUGGAUAUUUACUACCUUCAAGACUGCAAACAUCUAAUCAAUCGACUUUAUCAUCAUCAUUUACUGGACGAUUGAUAACAAAAUUGAUUAAGAAUCAACAUUCCUUACUUCAUCAAUUUACAUCCACUCUGAAUGAACGAUUACGUCCUAAAGUAAAAUUACAACAAUCAAAACAAUCGGACAAUAUUACUAGAACAGCAAAAACGAUAGAAUCAUUGGCCACUAAUCAGACUGUCCGAUUGAAUAAAACGAUCGAUAAAUCUUCACGAAGAAACGACAAUGAUCCACUUUGGUAUAACAAUGAUAUCAUAACAUUGGAUGAUUAUGAUCAAAAUGAUCAAACCACUGUUAGUGGUAGUAUAAGUGAUCAUCUUUCAUCACCAACAUUGAAUGUCAUCGAUGAUGGUCUAAACAAUACGAAAAUUGCCCACAAUAUUUUGAUUGUACAUAAGAAUUCUAAACAGCAAUCUAACACAAAAAAUGAUAAACCUAUGACAACGAAAUUUUCCAUACAAACAUAUGGUGAUCCAAAUCGGCUUUCACCACCAUUUAUGAUCGAUGAAUUGGAAUUUGUGCCGAUCAAAAAUAAUCAUCGACCAUCAACAAUGAUGAGUUUAGCACAAUGGAAACAGAAACAUCAACAACAACAGAAUAAGCUUAGUACAAAACCAAUGGUGGUAGUAACAUCAUCACCAAUUCCCUCUAAACCGUUGAAACCAUUGGAGAAUCAAGAUGAUGAUGAUGAUAAUCAGAUGCCCACUUCAUAUGCUGCAUCAUCAUCAUUGUUUCCAUCUACUCAUGUACCACAAAUAUCAUCAUCAUCAUCAUCAUUCAUCACAACAACAUCGACAUCUGUCACAAAUAAAUCAUUCGAUAAUCGUCGAUCAACUGUGACCAAUGGUCGAAUUCCUUUGGCAACAACAAAAGCACAAUUUAUCUCAACUAAUUUGCCUUCUAUGAUGAUAACGACAACAACCAUUGCAAAUCUAACAACAGAAACGGCUCAACAAUUCUUAUCAACAACUAUGAGACCUCAGCAUGAUGGUAAUGAACAGGUUGCCACCUGGAGUGUUCAUAGUGAUGACUACCAUGGUCAACUAAUCACAUCAAAUCCACUCAACAUGGAUGCAAAUAGUGAUCCAUCAGUUACGCUGAUUACCGAAAACCCAUCCACUACAUUUACAAUGGUUGAGAGCGGAACAACCAUGGAUGAUAACUCAAUCGAAUUUCUAAAAGAAUUCAAAGAACAACUUCAACAAUAUAAUCGUACAACAUCGAAUCCAAUCGAUCUAUACAAUGGACCAAAUAAUAAUUAUGAUAACGAUGAAAUGGCGCUUGAGAAACAAAAACAAAAUCUCGAUGAUCCAACAAUAAUUGUUUUCAAAAAUAAUCACAUCAAACCUCUCAGGCGAAAACCAAUCACACAGAAACCGGCGACAAGUCGUUAUACUUUCAAACCACCUUAUGCUACGAUAUUCAAUUAUCCAACUACUACCGCUAUGCCAUCACGACGAACAUCAAUAAGUUUUUCCAAUAUAGCCGGUUAUCGUGUAAAACAACCGGAAGAGAUUAAAUCGGCUACAUUGACUGUUAUAGAUCCCCCAUAUUCAGCCAGUGGUAUUAUACAAUUACCAAUAAAUACAACGAUCGUUCAUAAUAAUAUUCUAGUGCCAAUGAAAGAAGGUCGACCGAAACCAAAAUUCCCAAUACGAACAACAACAUCAUAUCCAGGUUAUCCAAUUAUAACCGGUGUUGGUGGUAACAAUUGGCAAUCACAAACAACAUCACCUUGGUUUAUUCCAAGUGUAACAACAAACGCGCCAGAUCGUUUUGAUGACGAAAUGAUGGCCAUACCAUCAGAGAAUAACUAUACAAUGAUUCAAGACGAUUACAAUCUAUUUGCAACAACAUCUUCACCAUACAACAUGACAACAAUGACGACGUUGACAACGGAACCACCAUCAACCAUUACGAAGAAAAUAUCCAAAUUGCCAAUAGUUUAUACGUACAAACCACAAAAAUUGUCGACAACAUCAACAACAACACCCACACCAUUAUAUACGAAACGACCAUCAUUGUUUCAUGCUAUAAAUGCACCACCGAUGCCAGUUAUAAGGCCAUCAGCAUCGAUUGUGCAAUCUAAUCAUUUAUUUUUCACCAAUAUGAUGUCCCGAUUACGUAAACUAUGGACAUCGGCCAUUCCGAAUCAAAUGUCUGGAUCAUCAUUUUCAAUUGUAGGAUUUUUACGUUCAACUAUUUAUUCAUUGAUGGUUAUGUUAUUGCCACCGAUAGCAUUGAUGACAUUCUUUACCUGAAAAAAAAACUUU
Molecule: messenger RNA, 2416 nt
Organism: Dermatophagoides farinae (American house dust mite)
Lineage: Eukaryota; Metazoa; Arthropoda; Arachnida; Sarcoptiformes; Pyroglyphidae
Source: RefSeq, a predicted model, not a curated record